UCCCUAUUUUGAAAAAAAAAAAAUCGCUAUACCAGACUCUCAAUCUCGCGUAACUGGAGGCUGUAAUCUAUGGCAGGUUUUCUUGGGAUUAUACUGUUAAUAUUCAGUGCAGCUCAUUUUGUCAUAAACCAGUUUAUUAGAAAUGAGAGAGAACUUGAAUAAGCGUUGUACUUUUGAGGGUGAUACUUAGUUGAACGUUAAUAUUUCAUCAAAGCAGUUCCCACAUCGCUGGAAAUAAAUCCCCGAGUAGCAAAGCUUGCUUCCAAAUAAAUACGUUUUCAAUACGUAUUUUAAAAAGUUUAAAUGCGUUUUAAAACCACUCCCCUGAGCCACAAUAAAAGCUUCCAUCUCCUGUGCGUUUUACGAUUCGCCACGGUCUCUCCUCCCUUCCUCUCCGAAGUGGUUUACAGUAGAACUAAUUGCAUCUCCUUCCGCGUUUAGCCCACACACGUUUUUUAUUCUCAGUUUGCCCCUUGUGAAAGGUGGAUCAUCCCUCUACACGGUGUAAGCGAAGAAAAGCCAAUCAACCACGGGUAGGAUUGUGUCUUUCUAAGGCAACGUUUCCAUUUGUCGCAGAAUAGAUGGACUACUUUUCUCUGCUCCCCCUUGCUAUUCCCGUCAGCCUUCUCCGCCUCUCCUUGGCCCGCUGACGUCAGAGUCGUGUGAGGUUUCUCGGCAGUAAUGGCAGCAGCGGGGCUGGAAGAGAUGAAUCUGAAACGCAGCGGCUAGGGUGACGCGCACAGGAAAGCGCGCGCGUGCCCGCCGGAUCGCUGUCCCUCCUCAGAUAUACAUACACAUAAGAGCGGAGGGGGAGGGGAACGUUGGCAGGAUUAUGUCGAGCCAGGCCUGGGCCGCCGCGCCAGCCAGAACCCUGAAUCCUAAUCUCGUUCUGGCAACAGCGGCCGCUACGGAAAUGGCCGAGUUCUCGAAGGCCUCCAAUUCUGCCUUGGCCCCUGGCGGUCUCUCUCUGUCGCUGAUUGAAUCAGAACUGUAUUUUCUCAUAGCUCGCUUCUUGAGCGCUGGGCCUUGUAGAAAAGCAGCAGAGGUGCUGGUGCGAGAACUGGAACAGUACCAGUUGCUUCCUAAACGGUUGGAUUGGGAAGGAAAGGAGCAUUGCAGAAGUUAUGAAGACCUGGUAUUAUGUAACAAACAUGUGGCUCCAGAUCAUUUGUUGCAAAUUUGCAAGCGAAUUGGCCCUAUACUGGAUAAAGAAAUUCCACCCAGCAUUCCAAGAGUGAAUUCGUUGUUGGGUGCUGGGAGGCAGUCCCUGCUGCGUACAGCAAAAGAUUGCAAACAUGCAAAUUGGAAAGGCUCAGGUAUUGCUGCCCUUCACAGAGGAAGACCACCUGAAAUACCUAUUAACUGUGGCAGACAACCAAGUCUAGUGGAAUUAAAUUAUGCGAAACAGUUGACCGGAUGUACCCGAUACAGUUGUUCAUUCCCAGGAAAUAUGUACCAGCAUAUAAAGAUGCAUAGACGGAUUCUUGGUCAUCUUUCUGCAGUUUAUUGUGUGGCAUUUGAUAGGACUGGACAUAGGAUAUUCACUGGAUCCGAUGACUGCUUGGUAAAAAUUUGGUCCACACACAAUGGUCGGCUAUUAGCUACCCUAAGAGGCCAUUCAGCAGAGAUCUCUGAUAUGGCUGUGAACUUUGAGAACACAAUGAUCGCUGCUGGUAGUUGCGAUAAAAUUAUCAGAGUUUGGUGUCUCAGAACAUGUGCCCCAAUUGCUGUUCUGCAAGGACACACAGGAUCAAUUACGUCUUUGCAAUUCAGCCCAUUAGUGAAAGGUUCAAUGCGAUAUAUGGCAUCCACAGGUGUAGAUGGAACAGUGUGCUUUUGGCAGUGGGAUACCACAUCUAUGAAAUUCAAUAACAGGCCAUUGAAAUUCAUAGAAAAACCAAGACCUGGGGUUCAAAUGCUUUGUUCUUCUUUUAGUGUUGGUGGAAUGUUUUUAGCAACUGGGAGUACUGACCAUGUUAUCAGAAUAUAUUAUUUUGGUUCUGAAACCCCUGAAAAAAUUGCAGAACUGGAGAGCCAUGCUGACAAAGUUGACAGUAUUCAGUUUUCAAAUAGAGAUGAUAGGUUCAUAAGUGGCAGCAGAGAUGGAACAGCCCGAAUCUGGCAAUUUCAGCAAGCAGAGUGGAAGAGCAUUUUGCUGGAUAUGGCUGACAAAUUACCAAGUGAUUUGUGUUCCGAGGAGGAUAAAUUUAUGAAACCCAAAGUGACCAUGAUAGCUUGGAGUCGAAAUGAUAAUGUAGUGGUUACUGCUGUGAACAAUCAUCUGCUCAAAGUGUGGAAUUCUUAUUCUGGGGAGCUUCUACAUGAUCUCACAGGGCAUGCAGAUGAAGUGUUUGUUUUGGAGCCCCAUCCAUUUGAUUCCAGGAUUAUGUUGUCUGCAGGCCAUGACGGCAGUAUCUUUAUCUGGGAUAUAGAAAAAGGCAUUCAAAUGAAACAUUAUUUUAAUAUGAUUGAAGGACAAGGACAUGGUGCUGUGUUUGACUGCAAGUUUUCAUCAGAUGGACAGCAUUUUACCUGUACAGAUUCUCAUGGACACCUCUUGAUUUUUGGGUUUGGUUGUAACAAACCAUAUGAAAAGAUUCCUGAUCAGAUGUUCUUCCACACUGACUAUCGACCACUGAUUCGAGAUUCUAACAAUUAUGUCCUAGACGAGCAGACACAACAGGCACCCCACCUCAUGCCUCCUCCAUUCUUGGUAGAUGUAGAUGGAAAUCCCCACCCAACAAAAUAUCAGCGAUUGGUACCAGGAAGAGAGAAUUGUGCAGAUGAGCAUCUGAUUCCUCAGCUGGGAUAUAUAGCAACAAGUGAUGGAGAGGUUGUAGAGCAAGUAAUAGGACAACAGACUGCUGAACAGGAUGAACAGAGUCUGGAGCCCAGCAUACUUGAUGGCAUGAUUAGACAGUUACAGCAAUUGCAAGAUCGAAGAACUGGCAUAGACCAGGAUACUGUUUCAGCUAGUCCACAGUAUGGACAAGGAACACCUAGAAGAGAUUUCCGCAGGCUAAGCUCAGAUAUUCAGUCACCUCCUAAUAUUGGUCUGAGACGUAGCGGUCAAGUUGAGGGUGUUCGUCAGAUGCACCAGAAUGCUCCAAGAAGUCAGAUUGCUACAGAGAGAGAUCUUCAAGCUUGGAGACGGAGAGUAGUUGUUCCAGAAAUAACAUCCAGUAUAUUUAGAAAUCAGGAAGAAUAUAGGAUUGCAAAAGGAGAAGAAGAAAAGUGGCUGUAUACAAUAGAGCAGAAAAGGAAGUUGUUUCAAUCCUCAGAAAAGAGUGACUCCGAAGAUUCAUUGAUGCAGUCUAAGAGAAGGCUUUAUAGACGUAAAUAUGCAUCAUAUCGAUCAAGGAACAACAUUGAACAAUCUGAUUCUUCCAGUGAAGAUGUGGGUGAUUGUUUUGGAUUUGUUACACAGGAAGCAGAAGAAAGUGAUGGAUUGAGUUUGUCUACCCAUGAAGAAGAGUGGAAGAGUGACAAGAAAACCAACAGUAAUAGUUCCAGCAGUGAUUCCUCAAGCCAGUAUUCUGACUGGAUUGCUGAUGCUGGAAUUAAUUUACAACCUCCCGUAAGAAUGUCUCGACGUAAAACUAUUAGAUAUUGUAGUUCUUCUGAAGAUGAAAUAUCGAUAGAAAAAAUUUCUCCACCCAAAAGAAGGAGGAAAAGACGGAAAAAAUAUAAACCGAAAAAACAUGAGUCAGCAGACCAAGCAUUGUUGUCUGAUUUUCAUCCUCCUGACUGGAUAACUAACAUCAGACUCCGAAGAUCUCCUUUUGUCCCACAAAUGGGUGAUGAGGUGAUAUAUUUUCGACAAGGCCAUGAAGCUUAUAUUGAAGCAGUAAGAAAGAACAAUAUUUAUGAAUUGAAUCCUCACAAAGAACCUUGGAGAAAAAUGGUCCUUCGGGAACAAGAAUUGGUAAAAAUUGUUGGGAUACGUUAUGAAGUUGGACCUCCUACACUAUGCUGUCUUAAACUUACUCUCAUGGAUCAUGUUACAGGACAGCUUCAAGACAAAUCAUUUUCUCUCAAAUACCAUGAUAUGCCAGAUGUUAUUGACUUCCUGGUGUUACGUCAGUUCUAUGAUGAAGCACGACAAAGGAACUGGCAACCUUGUGAUCGAUUUCGUUCAAUUAUUGAUGACGCUUGGUGGUUUGGAACUGUUUUGAGCCAAGAGCCGUAUCAGCCACAAUAUCCAGAUAGCCCUUUUCAGUGUUACAGCGUUAAAUGGGACAAUGGUGAAACUGAACGACUUAGCCCAUGGGACAUGGAACCAAUUCCAGAGAAUGUUGAUCAGCCUAAAGAACUGGGAGCGAGUGUUUCCGUUACUGCUGAAGAGAUGGCAAAACUACUGUAUAAACCUCAAAAAGGAGAAUGGCAGGGGAAAUUGCAGAGUGAAGAGUGUGAACGAAUUAUUUGUGGAAUUGAUCAGCUUUUGAGUCUUGAUAUUUCAGCAGCUUUUGCUGGUCCAGUUGAUCUGAAUACAUAUCCAAAGUACUGUACAGUAGUAGCUUAUCCAACAGAUCUUUGGACUAUCAGGCAGAGACUGGAAAAUCAUUUCCACAGGAGACUUUCUGCAUUGAUUUGGGAAGUAAGAUGUAUUGAAAGCAAUGCUCGGACCUUCAAUGAACCCAAUAGCACUAUUGCUAGGUCUGCUCGGAAAAUCACAGAUCAGCUCUUAGAAUUUAUUAGGAAUCCAAAUUGUACCAACAUUUUUGAGUUGUGUACUGCAACAAAUGAAGACAGCAUUGCUGCUACUGAGUUGGAUGAUGAUUAUGAGCCAAGGACAUCUUCUAGGAAAAGACAAUCCUUGAAGGGAAAAAAUGUUGCAAAACCAAGCUAUGAUGGAAAUGGAUGGAAGAAGCAAUGUAUGGAACUUGUUAAUUUAAUUUUCCAGUGUGAGGAUUCUGAGCCAUUUAGACAGCCUGUUGAUUUGGAGCAGUAUCCUGACUACAGAGAAAUUAUAGACACACCAAUGGACUUAGGCACAAUAAAGGAAACACUAGAAGCUGGAAACUAUGAUACUCCAAUGGAACUGUGCAAAGAUGUCAGACUAAUAUUUAGCAAUGCUAAAGCAUAUACUCCAAACAAAAGGUCCAAGAUAUAUAGUAUGACACUGAGAUUAUCUGCGCUAUUUGAGGAAAAAACUAGAAGAGUUCUCUCUGACUUUAGAACUGAGCAGAAGCACAAUGAAAGAAUAUGGAGAAGUGAAAGAUACAGGAGGAAGCUGCAAAGUCAGAAUAAAUAUGUACAGCACUCUGCCAAAACAUUGAGAAGUGCAAAACAGAAGCAUUGUAAAUCUCAGUCUGAGACCGAAGACUCUUCUAAUCAAAAUAUCUCAGGCAGAAAAUCCUGUGCUACAAGCUAUAAAGGGAAUACUACUAGUUGUACUCGUAGUAUUGCUGGAAUAUCUUCUGACUCCACCUCUGCAUCAUAUUUUGGAUCAAAUACACGGACCAGAAACACAGCAGUAGUGCGCAGUUGCACACUGUCAUCAGAAAGUGAGCUAGAAAAUUCAACAACUGCUUCAUCUUCAAGUAGUUCAGAGGAGAGCAAAGAGAGUUCUACAGCUCUGUCAUCUCCAAUAUUACACAAUGGAACAUCUGGGGAAAAACGAAGUAACUUCAGGAUUACUAGAAGUAGAGUGUAUCAGCAAAAACAAAUUGCUUCGCAAGAGGAUGCAGAUAGCCAAAGGACUACUAGGAAAAGGAUAUGGCAGAGAAAAACUGAUAUUUCAAAUGAGCUUUAUGAAACUUUGAGAAAUAGAUGUAGUAGGCACAGAAAAAUACCGCGUAGAAGUGCUACUGUGGCAGCCAAUAAAUUAAGAAUGAUGAGUGAUGUAGAAGAAGAACUCUUCAGCUCAGAAAGUGGUGGCACCAGAAGCAAAAAUAGAAAGCUACCUCAUCGCAAUGCUUCUGCUGCAGCCAGAAAGUUGUUAUUAAAUGAUUCUGAGGAAGAAAGUUCCAUGCAUUCUGAAAGUGACAAAGAAUUGGAAGAACAAUCUGACAGAAGAAAAGCUUCUGAAACUGAAUCUGUUGCUGCUAAAAAAAGGCAUAUUAGUGAAUCUGAAAGUGGAAAUUCAAAUUCUGAGAUGCAAAAUACACCAAAGAGGUACCCUGCUAAAGAUUGUAAAAAGCUAUUGAGAACUGCUUGCCGUGUAUCUCCCAAAAUGAAUCCCAGCCCAGAGUGUUCAGAAGAUGACUCCAAAAGCUGUAUGUCAGAUGAUGAGGACGUUCAGAAAGCUGUUCACCCGUUGUCUUCAUACAAAAAUAAUGCCAGGAACAAUUCCGAGACAGAUUCUGAGCAAGAAGAAUGCCAUGUUUUACCAAAACAGACUUUUACAAAGACAUCAGUUCGCUUCAGGAAAGCUAAAAUAUUAAGUGACUCAGAAGAAGGAGUGGAGUCAGGGAGGGAUGAUGGGACUCCUUCUUUUUCAAAGAUCAGUGUCUUUUCUGAGGCUUCAAAACUUGCCCAAAAUAGCUCAUCUAAUUUAGAAUCUGGAACCGAUAGCAGUCCCUCAACAAAAAGAUGGAAAAGGAAAGGCAUCAGGAAAGACUCUGUUGUUGAAGAAAAUGGGCUUAGCAAAUCUACCAGAAAAAGACCACAUGAAAGUGAUUGUCAGAUAGGAGUUUGUAAGACACGAUACAUCUCUCGAAAAUUGCCCCACAGAAGUGCUACUGUGACUGUUAAUAAAUUAAAACUUAUGAGCGAUGAGGAAGAUUUUGCCAAUGCAGAAACUACUAGAGCCUACAGUAACAAAAAUAGAAAACUGAACUGUCACAGUGUUGUUUCUGCAACUAGAAAGCAAUUAGAUAAUUCAGCAGAUGGAAGCCAACAGUCUGGUGAAGCAAAAAGGAAACAAUACAGCAGGAGAAAGUGUACUCAGUCUUCCUCAGCUGCCAGGAUAUAUAGUAGUGACUCUGAAAUCAGUUCAGAUUCUGAAAGUGCUGAAAGAAAAAAAUGGCAUAUUAAAAAAGCCAGUAGGCACAAACCUAGAACUGCAUAUGAAAAUAGUAUAAAUCCCAUUCUGGAGAAAAGCCAACUGUCAAAGGAUAGAAAUCUUGAUAAACAUCCUGUAUUUGCACAUAAUACUAUAUCCAGUUCUGAAUCUGAAGCAGAUUCUGAAUUAGAUCAGUACAGUGGGAAUAUUAAAAAACAGAACAUCUUUCAGAAGACUGUAGACUCUUCCAGAAAAGCAAAAAAUGAAUCUGAGAUACAGCAUAAAGGAAAUGGAACAGAUUCUCUGCCAAAUAGCAAGGAAUCUUCAAAAAACGUAACAUCUAAAGCCACAGUAGACUCCAGUUGCCCUUCUGAUUUGGAAAUUGAAUCUUAUUCCAAUGCAAGCAACUACAGUGAUGUCACACCACAACACAAGAAAAAGAAAGAAAAAACAGAUGACACUAGGAAAGAAUCAGUUUCUCAAGAGAUGAACCAAAGUCCAAUAGUACUCAGGAACAGAAAAACUUACAAAAGUUGUGCAGAGUUGAAUAGCGUGGCAGUGAAUAUUAAAACUCUUAAUGGAAAGAAAAUUCCACGUCGAAGUGCUGCUGUGGCUGCAAGCAAAAUAAAACUUAUUAGUGAUGCAAGGGAAGAACUCUCAAGCUCAGAAGUUGGAUACUGUAGAAGAAAGAACAGAAUACUUCCACUCCGCAGUGCCUCUGUUGCAGCUAGAAAAGUACUGGAUGAUUCACUGUCACUCUCAGAUAGUGGAACAGAACUGAAGGAAUGUAACAUAAAGGGGAAAAACAAUCAGACCUGUUCUUAUUCAACUAGGCAAUCUAGUAAAGAACUAAAAGCAAAAUAUUUAGGUGCUGAAAAAGAAAGUGUAUUAAAACAAAAGAGCAGUCACAGCAGUGGCUCAAGACAAGAUUCUAUCAAAACUGUAUGUAAAGUAUAUCCUAAAAGAAAACAAAUUGCGGUAAAGCGUUCCGAUGAAGAAUCCUCCAGCAGUGUUACAUCUGAGGAGCAAAAAAGUUCAAGUCAGGAUAAUGUAACAAGCAACUCUGCUGCAGACUCUGAACUAGAAAAGGAAUAUAAUUUUAGAAGUAGGAGGAACACCAGACACAAUAUAGAAAGAAAGAAGAAUGCUCUGUCAAAGAGUAGACAACUAGGCAUUCCAGAGAGCUCAAAAUCUGAACCUGAUGGAAGUUCCCAUUUUUCUUCUGAUUCAGAAAGUCAAACUCAAGAGUCCAAAACCAUUAAUAAUGGAAGCAUAAAAACAGAUAAAAGGAAGAGGAAAGCCACUCCAACAAAUAAAAAGUUAAAUAAUGGCUUUUCUGAAUCUUCCAGAAUACCUCAGAGAAGGAAACGGCCAAAACUGAAUGAAGAGAAUGAUUCUGAUGAAUUGCAUUACACAAAAUACAAACGAGUAAAUCGACGUUCCAAAAUCAGAACUAGAAAUAGGGGCAGGCGAACUGUAAGGUAUGCAGAUGAUGAAGAUGAUUGUGAAACAUGAAGAUCUAGCCCACUUUCCUUUUAUUAGUGAUACUAGAGUUAUAGACAUAUGUUGGAACUUCUCUUCCUCUAAUUCAGGGAAUAUAUUUAUAUUUUUCUAUGAAAAAGUUAAAUGUGGAGGCUUUCUUUUGAUAAUAUGACUUGCACUUGCCUGUCUGUGCACAUAUGCCAAAAUGUGCCUCAUUAUGAAGGCAGAACUUUUGUCUUUAAUGAUAUUUUGUUUGUUAAUGUAGUAAGUGACGGGAGGGGAUAAACAUUAGAUAACAGCUUUAAUGCUGUUUGUUUAAAUAGCAUGGUGCUGCAGGCUGAGACUACCUAUGUCAUACUAUAUUAGUGUGUUCAGAACCAGAUGAAUCUAUUGCGGUGUUUAAUAUUUCAUUGAUCAGUAAUAAAUAGAAUUAACUAGUAUAUAUUGUAAACAACUCUUAAGUAGUUACUAAUUUUAAAGAACAAAAAUGUGAUAAAUGGCUACCAAACAUUAUAGCAACUUGUAAAAAUGAGCAGUGCUAUUGAUUUUGAAGGAGAAACAGCUUGAACUGAUUGGUGAUAAAGAAAAUGCUUAUUGAUUUUAUAAAUAUAUGGAUUAAAAUUUGCUGUCAUAUAUACCUUUUAAUAUAUGGCACCCAUGCUGUAAAUUUGAGACCAUUAGGAUACAGGUGAUAACUUUCUUUUUGUAAAAAAUUGUGCUUUGUGCUUUUUCUUUAAAAUGAUUAAAGCUUUUGUGCUUUAGAGUACUAAUAUUUAAGGUGUUAUUGGUAAAGAUCAAUGCCUGCUAGAGUUCUUCAAAUUUAAUUAUUUAUAAUUCAGACUGUUGGUGCACUUAAACCACUCCACCUCUUGAUUUAACAAAAUAAAGCACCUUCAUGUUGGUGGUGUUUAAGUUGACACUGUUGAAAUAAUAAAAUAAUUUCAUUUUGUUGUAGCAUAGAAAAAAUGGGAAAUACAUGAUGCUAUGUAACUGUAUACAUAAUGAGAUGUAAGUGACUUCCUUUACAAAAGUACCAUUACAUCUUGGCUUUUUUUCUAUAGAAGAGUAUAGUCUUUAAGCCACCUCUUUAUGAGGAUGUUCUGUUGUUAGAUAUGUUCAUUCAUAGAACACUAGUUUUAUUUUUCUCUUCAGGCCUCUUGAAAUUUUAUUUUGAGAACUAUUUAUUCAGGGUUAUGUAUGUAAUAUUUUUUAUGAAACAAAACCCUGAAUGUUGGUUUUGUCUUCCACUUUUUUGAUUUCUCAAAAUAAAAUUAUCCUGAUAAUAUGUUUGUCUAUUAAAACAAAUUCUAGUAAUCAGAGUUCUUUAUUUUUGUAUGUUAAGUUUAAAAUGUGCGUUAGAGAAAAAUUGCACAUUUCUGAAUUUAAAGUGAAGAUGAAUGUAGUAGAUUUGUUUAUUUAGGAACUUUUGAAAGUGUAAUUUUGUUUCUGAAGUAAAAAAUAAUGAAAUGAUAAAGGGAAAUCCCAAAGUCCAAUAAUUGAUCUGAAGUGCACUGCUCGUAAAAUGCACUUUUAUUUGCAAUUUUGGAAUAAUCAUGAAUUUUAAUUGCUUGUGUUCUUUAUAUAUUAUAACAAACUAAUACAGCGUUAAAUAGUUUCACACAAAAAUAUUUAAGGUAUUAGAAUGGAUACUGAAUUUGCCCAAUGACAUACAAUAAAUGGAAUGUUCUCAA
This is a messenger RNA of Python bivittatus (Burmese python), 10119 nucleotides long. RefSeq names its product bromodomain and WD repeat domain containing 1 (gene BRWD1). Gene Ontology annotation, cellular component: nucleus. Gene Ontology annotation, molecular function: protein binding. Lineage: Eukaryota; Metazoa; Chordata; Lepidosauria; Squamata; Pythonidae. Gene Ontology annotation, biological process: regulation of transcription by RNA polymerase II; cytoskeleton organization; regulation of cell shape. The record is from RefSeq and is a predicted model, not a curated record.